CAUCUUUGAUUUUACUGCAUUUGUAUUGAUGCUUCCAUCGCUUUUACGUUUCCUACCCCGGUUUGGACGAUGGAAGCCCCUAAGCUUUUCCAAUUCGAACUUUCCCCGGAUACCACUGGCUCAAAAAAUCGAAGAGGAGACGAUCCCAGGUUACGUCGCCGCGCGGUACUAUCCCGUUCGCAUUGGGGAGGUCUUCAAUGAGAGAUACCAAGUUUGUUGGUAAACUCGGAUACGGAGCAACUUCGACGGUGUGGCUUGCGCGGGACAUGAACCGCUGUAAUUAUGUUACCCUCAAGAUAUUCAUUACAUCUACAUCCAUGGGCCAGCAAUUGGAUGGCGAGCUCAAUAUGUACAAACGUCUGGAGCGAGGCUCGAAAUCUCAUCCUGGCCACAAAGCUGUGCGGAUGCUUCUUGACUCUUUUGAUGUUAAUGGGCCCACGGAUAAACACAGAUGCCUCGUACAUCCUCCCCUAUGGGAGAGCUUGACCUUUCUUCGCCACAAUCCAAUUCACAGACUACCCGUUCCAAUCAUGGCAACCAUACUAAAGUAUCUCCUUCUAGCACUGGACUAUUUGCAUUCCGAAUGCAAGAUUAUCCAUGGUGACAUCUAUGUGGAAUCAAAGAUAACAAUGCAGAGAGCCAUCAGAUCUUGUCCUGGAAGGAUUCCAAGCAGUUUAUAACUGCAAGGUUUGCUUCCAUCACUAUCUCCCAGAUUCAUCCUGCUGGGAGCAUUGGCCUUUGCAUAUGUCCCAGUUGCCGCCGACAUGGCCAAUCACUAGAUCACUCUGACCUAUCUAUGUUUAGAAGUCAGGAUGGUUGAUUGUCAAGGUAGGUUUUGUUUUGUGAUAGUGUGUUGCCAGCAGCCAAAUGGCCGGCGGCUACCUUCGCGAGCGUCACAUCUUGGGUUUCAUACUCCGUAGUGUGGAGAGGAAAAAAGGCCCUAGUGCGGGCAGCUACAUCAUGGCACUGAGGAAGUGAUGGUGGUUGGAACUCAUCCGUAAUCCAACCAACUGGUGUCCGAAAGCUGUUUAUGGAACAGUGCUCCCUCGGUACUAGUACUUGGUGGUCCUAGUCCUAUCCCUUCAUCAGAUCUGUCACGAGAUGUUAUAAAGGGUGGGGGGAAUGGCUUGUGUGGGGAGAUAUCAAAGACGCUAUUGUUACGACUUUCACGACCAAGGAUCUGGAAGCUAUCAUAUCAAAAGAUCCCGAGAUAGCUCGACGUGUCCAAACUACCGAUCAAAUCCUUGGACGCCUGUUCUGGAACUUGAGGGUCCCUGGCACCUACGCCUCCAAACUUGCGGUUGACUUUGCUCAGUGCUGGAACUUCCU
Coccidioides posadasii C735 delta SOWgp is the source of this 1329-nucleotide messenger RNA. The record is from RefSeq and is a predicted model, not a curated record. NCBI's taxonomy places the organism in Eukaryota, Fungi, Ascomycota, Eurotiomycetes, Onygenales, Onygenaceae.